Messenger RNA from Cryptosporidium muris RN66, 318 nucleotides. Its product is annotated as 60S ribosomal protein L44, putative. Lineage: Eukaryota; Apicomplexa; Conoidasida; Eucoccidiorida; Cryptosporidiidae. Gene Ontology annotation, cellular component: cytosolic large ribosomal subunit; ribosome. Gene Ontology annotation, biological process: translation. Gene Ontology annotation, molecular function: structural constituent of ribosome. The transcript is spliced from 2 exons. The record is from RefSeq and is a predicted model, not a curated record. The coding region runs from base 1 to 318 and encodes 105 amino acids.
AUGGUGAAUAUUCCAAAAUUGAGAAAUACUUUUUGUAAGGGAUCAGACUGCAGGAAGCAUACACCUCAUAAGGUUUCUCAGUAUAAGAGAGGGAAGGAAUCUGUUAAAUCUCAGGGCCGUCGCCGUUAUGACCAGAAACAGAAGGGUUAUGGUGGUCAAACAAAACCAAAGUUAAGGAAGACAGCCAAGACUACUAAGAAGAUCGUACUAAGACUAGAAUGUACAAAGUGUAAGCAAAGACGUUUCCUUGCAAUUAAAAGAUGUAAGCAUUUUCAGCUAGGUGGUGAUAGGAAAAGAAAGGGUGGUCCUGUCUACUAA